AUGGCGUUCCAGGCUAGGUGGCGAGAGCUGGAGAAGACCGGCCGGCACUCCAGAAAGCCGACCGGCUUAUCUGAUGACUUUACGUAUUUGAAGCCCGGGAAGACGAAGAAGAACACGCGUGGCGAGGACUACUUCGUGGGCGAAGAAGAGCUCAUGAAGUAUUUGGACAAGCUUGACAUCGGUACGCUUAUAAGCCGCAAAUUGUGCGUUAUUCUUUUAUCUUAA
This is a messenger RNA of Phytophthora sojae, 225 nucleotides long. RefSeq lists its product as hypothetical. The transcript has a single exon. NCBI's taxonomy places the organism in Eukaryota, Oomycota, Peronosporomycetes, Peronosporales, Peronosporaceae. Bases 1 to 225 code for a protein of 74 amino acids. The record is from RefSeq and is a predicted model, not a curated record.